Rotaria sordida is the source of this 303-nucleotide messenger RNA. Lineage: Eukaryota; Metazoa; Rotifera; Eurotatoria; Philodinida; Philodinidae. The record is from the annotation of a GenBank genome assembly.
AUGUUGACAAAUUCAUUAUGCAAAAAAAAUAUACCAAAUUUGUUUAUGAUAACAACAACAACAACAGAUACGUCUGAAAUUGAUCAUAUUGUUUCAUCAGAACAAUAUCGACUUCAAACAUUUGAAUAUCUAACACAUUUUCCAUUGGUAACUCGUCGUCAAUUAGCUCUUGCUGGUUUUAUUUAUCGACAAGAUGAAUGUGUAUGUCCACAAUGUGGUAUUAAAAUAAAUCUUGAACAUAUUGAUGAAAAUUCUGAAUAUACUUCGAAUUAUUUUCGAAAAUUACAUCGAAAAAAAAUUUCA